AUGUAUCCAGAUGCUGUUAGUUAUCCCAUAACAAGAAAGAAGGAUACUGUUCUUCACAUCGCAGUUGCAGCAGAGCGCACAGCUUUUGUAAAAGAGCUGGUAAAACGGAUGAAUUCGGACGACUUAGCACUGAAAAAUUCACAUGGAAAUACGGCAAUUUGCUUCUCUGCUGCAUCAGGAAUCGUCUCAAUUGCUGAGGAGAUGGUGAAUAAGAAUACAGAACUGCCACUGAUCCGUGGAAGUAGAGGAAGGACACCGCUUUAUAUGGCAGCUUUGCAAGGACAUAGAAACAUGGCUUCUUAUCUAUACUCUGUCACUACUUUUGAACGUUUGACUGCUCCUGAACGCAUUGAUAUCCUUGUUGCUUUUAUUUCCAGUGAUCUGUACGAUGUAGCAUUGGAUAUUCUGAAAAAGGAUCCAGAAUUAUCGACUAUGAAGAAUACAUAUGGGAAGAUAGCAUUGCAGGAGUUAGCCAAAAAGCCUUCUGCAAUCGGCAGCAAAAGUCAACUAUCCAUCUGGGAAACAUGCUUAAACUCCUGGUUCCGAGGGAUGAUCUAUAACAAAGCUCUGAUGGGUACAAUAGCCUAUCAAUUGGUUGAUCUCCUCUGGAAAAACGUUCUAUUAUUGCCAGAGAGAGACUUCAUGGAGCUGGUUCAAGACCAUUCCUCUUUCCUUUUUGAUGCUGCAAGAUCAGGGAAUGCUGAAUUUCUAAUUAUACUUAUACGCUCCUAUCCUGAUCUCAUAUGGAGUGUAGAUCAGAAUAAACGAAGUAUAUUUCACCUUGCUCUUAAAUAUCGGCAAGAGAGUCCGGACAAAUAG
Messenger RNA from Juglans regia (Persian walnut), 819 nucleotides. RefSeq lists its product as uncharacterized. The transcript is spliced from 4 exons. The record is from RefSeq and is a predicted model, not a curated record. Gene Ontology annotation, molecular function: protein binding. Bases 1 to 819 code for a protein of 272 amino acids. Lineage: Eukaryota; Viridiplantae; Streptophyta; Magnoliopsida; Fagales; Juglandaceae.